AAAGGAUUCACGACGACUGUCAGGCCCAGUUUGGCUUCAAACACGUGCUGUCCCUCACGGGUAAGGUGGCCCGUUUCACAGAGGAAGUGAAGAAGCAGCAGGUGUCGCGAAACAGAGACGCCCCGGAGGGCGGAUUUGAUGCCAUCAUGCAGGCAGUCGUGUGCAAGGACAAAAUCGGUUGGCGUCCGGACGCCUCGCAUCUUCUGGUGUUCACCACCGACGCCAAAACGCACAUCGCCCUGGAUGGACGCUUCGCCGGCAUCGUGCAGCCCAAUGAUGGACAGUGUCACCUGGAUAGUGACAAUGUCUACAACAAAUCCACCCUGCUGGACUAUCCCUCCUUGGCGCUUCUGACGGAGAAAAUGUCAGAAAACAACAUCAAC
Messenger RNA from Hippocampus comes (tiger tail seahorse), 383 nucleotides. Its product is annotated as integrin beta-3-like. Gene Ontology annotation, cellular component: integrin complex; cell surface; synapse. Gene Ontology annotation, biological process: cell-matrix adhesion; cell adhesion mediated by integrin; cell migration. Gene Ontology annotation, molecular function: fibrinogen binding; fibronectin binding; integrin binding. The annotation marks the transcript as partial. NCBI's taxonomy places the organism in Eukaryota, Metazoa, Chordata, Actinopteri, Syngnathiformes, Syngnathidae. The record is from RefSeq and is a predicted model, not a curated record. The transcript is spliced from 3 exons.